GCAACGAAUCCUUCGAGGCAAUGAUGAAUGUGUCACAUACAUACCAGCCAUACUAUGAAAGACCUGAAACAUACAUAGUACCCCUCAUAUUUGCACUUAUCUUCGUCAUCGGCGUUGUUGGAAAUGGGACACUUGUAGCCGUCUUCGUACGGCAUAAGGCAAUGCGUAAUGUGCCUAAUACGUACAUCCUCUCUUUAGCCCUAGCCGAUCUUCUAGUCAUCAUAACCUGUGUGCCAUUCACAUCAAUCGUGUACACCGUGGAAUCCUGGCCUUGGGGAGAGACAGUCUGCAGGGUGUCAGAAGCUGCCAAGGACGUCAGUAUAGGAGUAUCUGUCUUUACCCUGACAGCCCUGUCUGCUGACAGAUACUUUGCUAUUGUAGAUCCGUUGAGAAAGCUUCAUGCUACAGGAGGCAGCAAGCGUGCAACGAGGCUUACAGUAGCGACCGCUGUCGGCAUAUGGGUGUUGGCCGCAUUGUUAGCAGCGCCGGCCUACAUCGGCUCCUAUGUGAGAGCUUUUGUUGUCAAUCCUACUACACAGUUCUUAGUGUGCUACCCUUAUCCCAUGGAGUGGGGUGACAACUACCCUCGCACGAUGGUGUUAAUAAAGUUCCUGGUGUACUACUCCCUGCCACUCGCUGUCAUAGCUCUGUUCUACGUGCUAAUGGCGAGACACCUUGUUUUGAGUACACAAAACGUGCCUGGAGAAAUGCAGGGAACUCAGAGACAGAUGCGUGCAAGAAGAAAAGUGGCACUUACUGUGCUGGCUUUCGUAGUAGUAUUUGCGGCUUGCUUCUUGCCCUUGCAUGUCUUCAUGAUGUGGUUUUAUUACAGUCCAACUGCGCAAGAGGACUACAAUGGCUUCUGGCACGGUUUACGUAUCGUGGGAUUCUGUACGUCGUUUCUGAACAGCUGCGUCAACCCCAUCGCUCUCUAUUGCACUAGUGGCAUAUUUAGGAAGCAUUUCAAUAGGUAA
Molecule: messenger RNA, 974 nt
Organism: Hyposmocoma kahamanoa
Lineage: Eukaryota; Metazoa; Arthropoda; Insecta; Lepidoptera; Cosmopterigidae
Gene: NGR-A15
Product: neuropeptide CCHamide-1 receptor-like
Exons: 6
Coding region: 21-974 (317 amino acids)
Biological process (GO): G protein-coupled receptor signaling pathway
Cellular component (GO): membrane
Molecular function (GO): G protein-coupled peptide receptor activity
Source: RefSeq, a predicted model, not a curated record